Messenger RNA from Cynara cardunculus var. scolymus (artichoke), 1518 nucleotides. RefSeq names its product glucan endo-1,3-beta-glucosidase 12-like. Gene Ontology annotation, molecular function: hydrolase activity, hydrolyzing O-glycosyl compounds. Bases 1 to 1428 code for a protein of 475 amino acids. Lineage: Eukaryota; Viridiplantae; Streptophyta; Magnoliopsida; Asterales; Asteraceae. The record is from RefSeq and is a predicted model, not a curated record. Gene Ontology annotation, cellular component: plasma membrane. The transcript has 3 exons. Gene Ontology annotation, biological process: carbohydrate metabolic process.
AUGGCGACACACCUCCUCUUCUUCUUCUCAGUUUCCAUCUUAUUCCUCGCCAUUUUCUCACUUGCAGAUGGAGGUUCAAUCGGAGUAAACUAUGGUCGAAUAGCUGGAGAUCUACCGUCUGCUUCCAAAGUUGUGAAGCUACUCAAAUCUCAAGGAAUCGAUCGGGUUAAGGUGUACGAUACUGAUCCGGCUGUGCUCAGAUCGCUGGCCGGAACUGGCAUUAAGGUGACAGUGAACCUCCCCAACGAGUUCCUUUACGCCGCCGCCAGAAGAAGGUCAUUUGCAUACGGAUGGGUCCGACGGAACGUGGUUGCUUACUAUCCAAAUACUCGGAUCGAAGCCAUUGCCGUCGGCAAUGAAGUGUUCGUUGAUCCUAAAAACACCACUGGAUUUCUGAUUCCCGCCAUGAAAAAUAUACAUCAAGCAAUCGUUAAAUAUAAUCUCCAUUCCGAUAUCAAACUCUCGUCACCAGUUGCUUUAAGCGCUCUACAAAACUCGUACCCGUCUUCGGCCGGAUCUUUCAGACCCGAACUUAUCGAACCAGUUUUCAAACCUAUGUUCGAAUUCCUCCGGCAGACUGGAUCUUACUUAAUGGUUAAUGCGUAUCCGUUUUUUGCUUACGAGUCAAACUCCGACGUAAUCUCUCUCGACUACUCACUCUUCCGUCAGAACCCCGGUGUUCCGGACGCCGGCAACGGUUUACGCUACUUCAACCUCUUCGACGCUCAGAUCGACGCUGUUUUUGCUGCGAUGUCGGCGUUGAAAUUCGAUGACAUCCCGUUGGUGGUUUCGGAGACUGGUUGGCCGUCAAAAGGUGACGAGAACGAGAUCGGAGCUAGCGUAGAAAACGCCGCCGCUUACAAUGGUAACCUAAUCAAAAGAAUCCUCACCGGCGGCGGAACACCUCUUCGUCCCAAAGCGAAUCUAACAGUUUUCCUCUUCGCUCUUUUCAACGAGAACAAGAAGACCGGACCGACAUCGGAGCGAAACUACGGGUUGUUUUAUCCGAAUAUGCAGAAGGUUUACAACAUUCCCUUCACGGUGGAGGAUCUGAAGAAUUACAGGUCGGAGAGUUCGCCGGUGACCGGCGGUGAUGGUGAUGGUAGUCGAGUGAGUGUUUCAAAUCCGGUUAAGAAAGGUGGAAACGGGUCGGGUGAGUCUUGGUGUGUGGCAAGGGAUGUUGGAAAAGAUAAGCUGCAGUCGAGUUUGGAUUAUGCAUGUGGUGAAGGAGGUGCUGAUUGCCGUCCGAUACAACCUGGAUCCACGUGUUACGAUCCUAACACUCUACAGGCACACGCAUCGUUUGCAUUCAAUAGUUAUUACCAGAAGAUGGGACGCGCGUCUGGCGCGUGUUAUUUUGGUGGGGCGGCCUACGUAGUCACUCAGCCACCCAAUUUUGGGAAGUGUGAGUUUCCCACCGGCUACUGACGAGGAAGAUGACGAUGGCACAAGAAACCCAUAUGUUGUAUAAUUUAUUGUAGGUUUUAUUAUUUAAUUUGGAUUAGUUGGGGUUGUUAG